Messenger RNA from Alternaria arbusti, 1434 nucleotides. RefSeq lists its product as uncharacterized. The record is from RefSeq and is a predicted model, not a curated record. NCBI's taxonomy places the organism in Eukaryota, Fungi, Ascomycota, Dothideomycetes, Pleosporales, Pleosporaceae. The transcript has a single exon. The coding region runs from base 1 to 1434 and encodes 477 amino acids.
AUGAGUUUCAGUAUCAACUCCUCGCCCAGCGCAUGGCAGGAUCCACUCUUCCUUCAACACCCGUUCAUCGAUCAGAUUCGCGAAGCGGCGCUGAAGUACCGCCUCCAAUCCGCCGCCCAUUUCAACAUAUCCAUAGAUGUUUGCCAAGCAACUCACACCUCGAACCCAGACCGAUUGGCGGAUAUCGACGGAAACCUCCAGCUUUACGUUGGCUUCUACAACUUCGGGACUGAACCUGUCUUCGCCGUCUGCCGUCCCAAGAUCUCGAAGCGCGGACGCGAUAAGGGAAAGACUUUCAAGGGAGCGGUGCAGAUCUGGAUGAGGAACAAGUUCGUACCGGUGGUGCGAUUCUUCGAGGCUGAGUUCCCGCCGUUGGAUGGGCCUGUGGCCAACGGAAUCAUGUUCCAGUGGUGGAACAACAACGGUCGUAUCUUCAAUUGGACAUCACUGCCCACUGAGGUCAAAGAGCGAAUCCUCAUGUCCUGCAUGCAUCGCUCUCCGCCACUACCGGUUCAGAAGAAAUCCAGAGGCCGCGUCCGCCAUGUCAAGCAAGGCGCACCUGAGAUCGUUGGCCAGUUGGGCAAAUGGGCUUCCCUACUCACCGUGUCACACCAAGUUCGCGCGAUCAGCCUGCGUCUGUGCUUCGCAGGAAGCAGCGACCUGGAAUUCAACAACGGCCUGUGUAUCGUGGCCGAGAGCAAGUUCAGCCUCGAACGCAGCAUUCGCAGGCUGGACAAGCAUCGUCAACUGACUGAAGCGAACAGUCUUCCGUCUGAAGACAAGACUCGAGAGCUGGAAACACUAUACAAGGCGUUCCCAAAGAUCUACCCGCACUUGGACCGAUUUGCUACCUUCAGUCAUGGCAUCCGCAAGAUCUACCUGGAGUUGUCUUUCAUCCACGCGCUUUGUUUCUUCAAGGUCACUGCUGGAUCAUUUGCGCAGCACUUGAGGCCACAUGAUCUAAGUUACGAAGUCUUUGAGAAGCUUCCGCACUUGAAUGAGGUGAUCUUCAAGCUUCCGGAUGCAAGUGGAUAUCUCGAGGAUAAUCUCAGAGAGCGACCGGUUAGCAUCUUCUAUGGAGAACCAUUCAACUGUCCCCGUACCCUCCAUCGGCUCAUCUAUGAGAGAGCUGCAGAGGUAUUAGCUCCAUACGACGUCGUCAAGUUUCAUGGAUUCAUGGAUGAGGAUGAGCAGAUCAGGUUCCUGAAGUUCCGCGAUGCUGCAAAGAAAGAGCUGAAGAUUACUACUGAGGAGCUUGGACAGCUAUACAAAGAAGAUUAUGGUGGGGUGGAGCUAGAGGAGACCGUUGUUCCUGGCCUUGAGAAGAAGGAAAUGUAUGAGAAGGUGCGAGAAGUCAUCAUGGAUGACUUCUGGCCCCCGAAAUGUCGAUGUGAGAAAUCGUGCCGGGAGGUACUCCAUCCCAGCUCGGUCUGA